AUGGGGGGAAAGCAGAGCACGGCGGGGCGGCCCCGGGGUGCUUUUCCCGGCGUCUCUACGGAUGACAGCGCGGUGCCACCCUCGGCCCACUUCGGUCACUACCGGCCGAGUGGCACCAUGGGCCUGCGGAGCCGCUCGGUGAGCUCCGUGGCCGGGAUGGGCAUCGAGCACAGCCCCGCCGUGCCCUUUGGCUUCUACACACCGAGAGGGACGGACUCGGAUCGAGCCGGAGGCGGGUCAGGGGGCACCACCGCAGCCCCACACGGUACCGCCUACCAGGACACUGGGGGCGGAGGGCACCACACGGACGGGGUGCUCUAUCUGGGGUCCCGGGGGUCGCUGGCUGACACCUUGCCCCUGCACAUCGCACCCCGCUGGUUCAGCGCGCACAGCGGAUUCAAGUGUCCUGUCUGCUCCAAGUCCGUGGCGUCCAAUGAGAUGGAAGUUCACUUCAUCAUGUGUCUAAGCAAACCUCGCCUCUCCUACAAUGAUGAUGUGCUGUCGAGGGAUGCCGGUGAGUGUGUGAUCUGUCUAGAGGAACUGCAGCAAGGGGACAGCAUAGCCAGACUGCCGUGCCUCUGCAUCUACCAUAAAAGCUGUAUAGACUCGUGGUUUGAGAUCAAUCGGUCCUGCCCUGAGCACCCCUCUGACUGA
Molecule: messenger RNA, 654 nt
Organism: Cyclopterus lumpus (lumpfish)
Lineage: Eukaryota; Metazoa; Chordata; Actinopteri; Perciformes; Cyclopteridae
Gene: znrf1
Product: zinc and ring finger 1
Exons: 4
Coding region: 1-654 (217 amino acids)
Source: RefSeq, a predicted model, not a curated record